GGAGAGUGUCCAGGGAGAAAUGGAGAUUGAGAGAUGGGAAAGAAGUGAAGAGAUUUCAGACGCAGAAAGAAAGGUUAUUCAAGAGACAUGGAGCAGAGUAUAUGCAAACUGCGAGGACGUUGGAGUCUCCAUACUCAUCAGGAGGCGUAGGAGGGGAAGCGAAAGGAUUGCCAAUGCGGAAUCAGGCCCCCGGAUUUCGGCAGCUGCUCAGCCUGAGCUAACACACCUGGAUUCAGGCAGUUUGCAGAGAGCUUUGAAAUAUAAAAGCGCUCCUUGGAUGCCAGACAUUAUUCUGAAUCUGAAAGAAAUGGGUUGAAUCCACCCAAAAAGGGCAUUUUAAAGAAAUGACUUUGCAGCUACCCCCAAAGCCAAUAUGUUUUGCGGAGGUGUCCAUCGGGAAGGGGUCCGUUCCUGGCUGCCGAAGGGCAAAUUUCAGAGCAAAGCUGCUCGGCUCGGAAAGAUCCCCCCCUCCGUUGCAAUAUCUCGCUUUGAGAAGGGCCCCACGGAAGGCCCGACCUUGUGUGCGGUGACGGCCCUGUCCCACGGCUUGUCACACGCUCGUGGAUCAUUGUGGUCAAGCUGGAGAGAUGGUUUUUCUGGAGAGGAGGAGAAAUGGAGAGCAGCGGGGCUCUGCUCCGCUGACGAGGACACGCGCGAGGGACGUUUUCCAAAACAACAGCCCCCUCCCCGAGCGGCGAAGGGGCGAGCGUGGGUUUAACGAGCUCCAUCUAGAAACAGCCCCUUGUCUUACAGCUGUGUUUUCUCUCCGAUCGCAGCACCUGGAACCAGCCCUUUUGGCUGCUUCGCGGCCAAGGUGGCUACACAGGGAUCCCCAUGGCACAUCCCGCACCAGCCGGGCCCUCAGGGCUGCCAGCAGCUCUCGGGGUGACCCAAGAAGAGCCUUUCCCAUGUCCCCUGUCCCAGGGCUGCCCUUGCUAGCUAGAAAGAUCCCGCUCGACACCCCGAGAGCUGCAAGGACAUCCCCGGCCAAGGGAAGGGAAGGCACAGGGGAGGCGGAAGGCUGUUCCCGGAUGGUUUCCCUGGCUAUGGCUGAGGAUAUGCUGGAUGUGUUGGUACCAACCCUGAAAAUCCCUCCCCCGGAGCAGGAGGCGAGGGCCAAGUCUCCGCUCUGCUCAUCGGCUCCGUUAAUGAGGCUGCUGCAGCGGAGCGGGGCUGUGCCUCCGAAGGCGGCUCGGCGAGCGCCCGGCUGCGGAGUUUCAGCGCUCAUUAACGUCAGGGAAAUGUCAGGACAGCCCUCGGUGGGCUGGCAGGCGCCGAGCGCGGCCGGGGAACGGGGAGCGCUGGCUGGCUGGCGAUCCUGCGGGAGCCCAGCGCCGGGGGCGAGCGGCCAGCAGAGCCGCUGGGAACGCCGAGCCGGGGCUGCUGGAAAUCGGCAUGGGAGCAUCGGAGAGGAGAGGUGGUGGGCGGGCGCCAGCAAAUAUCGGGUUCCUGAUUUUUGCUGCUGGGUCCCGUCCCAGCAUCACUGGGGUGUCCCGGUCCCUCUGUCCUGGGGCUCUGCGGUGCCGGGGGGUGUCACAGCCCCCGAGCACGGCUCAGCAUCGCGCUGGACUCUGCUCCCGAGGUUUUGCGGCGGGAUGUGGGCUUCACCUGGAGGAAGGCCGGCUACACGCCUUCUCCCUCAAUAUCGGGUUCCCGAUUUUGCUGGAUGGAUGGUGGGUCCCAGGGCAGGGACCACAUCCUUGUGAAUCUGGGUGACCCCACCUCCACCCGGUUGGGGGUUGUCUUCCACCUCCGACCCCCUCCGCUGUCCCCGGGGGUCGGGGACACGCAGCCGGGCUCCAGCAGACUCCGUCCUCAGCGUGCGCCUGCCUCGGAGGCAAGACUCAGGUUUUAGCAUCGUUUCCUUAAACCCCUGGACCCUGCUGGGCCACGCUGAGCCCGCGGGGCAGAGCUGUAGGGAGGGUGCCCGAUGGGGGGGUGAUGCUGGUGGCAUGGUGGAGGGGGCCGAUGCCACCGUCUCUGUGUGCUGCUCGCACCCAGGGGGCAGGGACAGCGGUUUGGCAGCGGAGAGGGGCCGGGACACAGGUGUGGAGGAUGAGGAUGACGCUGUGGAGGAAGGCACUGAGCAAAGGGGACUGCAAGGGCCGUAGGAAACCAGAGGCAUGUGGGAAAGCCACUUUGGCGCUGUUAAUUCAUUUAUCUGAUGAAAGCUGUCCUUACCCCUAGCCUCAAGGUGCAUCUACGCAGCCGAGAGGCUUUGGGCUGAACCCACAUCCACGGUAGGGGAAGGCAGCAGCAAUGAGGACUCGGAGGUGCGAGCUGCGCACACACAAGCGAGCAGGACGUGCCCCCGGGGGUUGCUAGCUCGCGCCCAAAUGUAUUUGGCUGCAUCUUUGCUGCUGGGUCCCGUCCCAGCAUCACUGGGGUGUCCCGGUCCCUCUGCCCCGGGGCUCUGCGGUGCCGGGGGCGUCACAGCCCCCGAGCACGGCUCAGCGCUGUGCUGGAGCCUGCUCCCGAGGCUUUGCGGCGGGGUGUGGGCUUCACCUGGAGGAAGGCCAGCUACACCUCUUCUCCCUCAGCUGUAGAAGGAGUUGAAUUUAGCAUCAGUGUGUGGACCGUUUUUCCCCGCGCCGGAGCUGGAGGUGCUGCCCACCACCGUCUCCAUCGGUCCACGAGCCUCGGGGAGAGGACAUGGGCAGAGCUGGCACCAUCCUCUCCUUACUCCAGUUAGAUUUGCCUUUUUCUGUCUCGCUGGGCGGUGGCGUUGCCAUGGCCGAGACCUUUCUCACCUCGGGCUGGGAGCUGGGAGCGCAGGCAGCACCCGGCACCCCUGCCCCAGCCUGAAAAUGGGAUGAUGGGCUACAGGUGGCUGGGAGGAGCAGGGGGACCGUGCGGGCGAAGCGGUGAGACAGCCCUCGGCAUAAUAAAUAGCAGCACCACACACCACCUGCCUACCCAUUAUCAGCUGCUUUGUAGGCACCCGAGCAGAGAGGAGCUGGAAGGAGAGGUUUGCAAAGGGACGCGGAGAGACUCCAGGCUGAGUUUCUCCCACGUAGAGGGACGAGGUGAGAGAUAACAUGAAAGCAUUGGGAGGAAAAUCUAGCAAAAAAAAAAAAAGUCUACAAGUGCUGGCUGGGGCUUCAGCUGAAGCCCCCCCAGCAGCUUUGAGGGCUCGCUGGUGUUUUUCCCCCACCGUUUGCCUCCAGGGUAAGUGAAGCAUCAAGGGUUUCAGUGCUCAUGGGGACCAAAGAAGCAGCUCCCUUCCUUUUUCCAGCUGGGAAAGGAAGGAGAUGGCUGGGCUUGAAGAUUUCCUCCGUGUGGGGUUUGCCCUGCGUGGUCCGGGGAGAGCGGGGGGGAGAUGGGAGGAGAAGCGGCAUCUCUCCUCCUGAACAGAAAACAGGUUCCCAGUGACUGCGGUGGUUUUGCACCUUAAUUAUUUCCGUUGGCUCUGCUACUGGGAACGGUUGUGUCCUUAAAGUUGUUAAAAGGGCAAAAGAGAGAGGAAGAGCAAUCCCGACAUCCUGUCAGUCGGGUCCAGAUGUAGCUCGCAGAGUACAAAUUAGCGGGUGCAGAAUGGAAUCGCUUAAAAAGAAAUUUAAUGAGAUCGGUAUGCAGGCAUCUGGCUUCUAUCAAUCAUCAUUUUGUGUGAUAUGCAAUGGUAAAUAUCAUCUUUUUAAUGACUCCGGUGAAGUAAAAGAGCGCAAAACACACACAUGCAUAAUGAGCCAACAAAAUUCCAGAGCCUGAGAUGUUUGAACUCUCGAAAAAUGUUCUGUAGAUGGAAAAACCCCAACCGACACCUCUCCUAAUUCGCUAUUGUUUGAGUUAUUUUAUUUCUUCCUUUUUUUUUUUAACCUCCUUUCCUCUGGUUAUAUUUAACCUUUGUAUUAAAUUAAUCUUCUCUGUUUAUUAACACUCACCCCUGAGCGAGCCUCUUUUUCUUGCUUUGACAACUCAAAUAUUUGCUCCGGGCCAGAAGCUCUUGCUGCAUCUCCCUCCGCGUUCUCCAGCCCUGCGAAGAGGCGUGGGCCAAGGAGAGAUGGAUGCAGGUCUCUGGCUGGCCACGGAUUUCCUCUUUCAACGUGAAGGAAAGACAGAUUUGGCUCCCCUGUUUCAGUUCUCCAGUGAUGGAAGUGGACAGCAUGUGGGGUUGGGCACACGGGCCAGGGUUUUGCUGGUUUUUACGUCCCUGUGGCACCAUUGACCUCCCUCUUGCUGGUCUCUUAGGAAAGCUGCUGGGCUCAGCUCCCACGGGGACAUUGCCUUGAGGGUCUGCGAAGCAGGGCAAGGUUGGAAACCAGGGAUUUGGAUCCUUCACUGGCCUGGUCUCACCCAGGCUGGGGACUUUUGGGGAUUUAAUUGAUCUUUGCUCAUGGCGUAGCCAGAUGAAAACAACACAGAGGUAGAGGUGGUGCUGUGGGAGAGGUGCAAAGAGCAUCAGCCCCAGUGGCCCUUGGUGCUCCUUCCCUUGGUGCUCCUUCCCUUGGUGCUCCUUCCCUUGGUGCUCCUUCCCUUGGUGCUCCUUCCCUUGGUGCUCCUUCUGACCGACCCUGGUGAUGCCGGGCUCAGUCCUCCCUUGCUGUUUUCUCCUUCUGCUGAAAAAGCCUGUCUCAGACCAGGAAUCUUUCUCAGCUCAUUCCCUGGCUCUUCGCAGCAUCAUGCCCUUGAGCUGAGAUCAAAUAGGGCUUUUCGGGGAACUUCCGAUGGUUUGGGAUUCAGAGGGUUAGGCAUGCACUGACUGUCUGGCAGCCUCCAUCCCCGGUGUCGGGGUGGUCUGUGGGCAGCAGCUCACGCUUCCAGCAGCAACCCCCGCUCCCAGUGCCCAGGGGGACCCCGGCCAGAGGGUGAGGGGGGAGAAGAUCUGCUAGCAGGGGUGCAAAACCCCUUGGCUCCGAUCUCGGCAUAGUGUCGGCUGUGAAUACCAGGAGGGCAUUGAUCUCAGGGGCUGGCUGGAGCUGUGGGC
Chroicocephalus ridibundus (black-headed gull) is the source of this 4924-nucleotide messenger RNA. It is a transcript of the gene CYGB, whose product is annotated as cytoglobin. Bases 588 to 1706 code for a protein of 372 amino acids. Gene Ontology annotation, molecular function: iron ion binding; oxygen binding; oxidoreductase activity. The record is from RefSeq and is a predicted model, not a curated record. NCBI's taxonomy places the organism in Eukaryota, Metazoa, Chordata, Aves, Charadriiformes, Laridae. Gene Ontology annotation, biological process: oxygen transport. The transcript is spliced from 3 exons.